This is a messenger RNA of Cladocopium goreaui, 1779 nucleotides long. NCBI's taxonomy places the organism in Eukaryota, Dinophyceae, Suessiales, Symbiodiniaceae. The record is from the annotation of a GenBank genome assembly.
AUGGAACUGUCCGACGUGGACAGCAACAAAAAAGGUGGUGUAAAGUCCUUCCAAGAGCUGAAGAGCCAGGUGCUGAGUCUGGCGCCGGAGAGCUUCAGAGACCGGAUCCAAUGGAUGCCCUUCAAGGGCAACACUCGUUCGGUCCACAGAGCGGCAUGCGACAAGAUCAUCGAGGAGGUGAUGAAGGACACCGAGCCGGCUGUGGAAAGCCCAGCAGCAGCUCCAGCUCCGGCUGCUGAAGCGCCAGCGGAAGCGGUGCGCGAAGUGAAGCGCAGACCAAACACCAGGUCCCAAAACGCCUGUCGCGACACGCGGCCGAAGCAGCCUGGGCUGGAGCGCUUCUUCAAGUCCUCGGCCACCGCAUUGGCCAGUCCGACACCGAGGCCUGAAACUGCCCCUUCCGCGCGACGUCGCGCUUGCGAGCAGCGAGCUGAGAGCUACCAGUGUCACUACACCAAGCUGGGCAUCUCCGAUGUGGCCACCCUGGCCCAGAUCAUCAAAGCCUACCGGCAGAUGGCCCUGAAGACCCACCCGGACAAAGGAGGAACGGACAAGGAGUUUCAAGAGGUGAAGGCUGCCUUCGAUAUCCUUUCCUGCGCGGAGAAACGAGCCCGCUACGAUGCCAGUCGUUUUGGCCGCGACUCUCGCCGCGCGGGCGAACACGGCGAGCACGGCGAGGAGAGUGAGGAGCCGCAGCCGCCAUGUGUCGAAGAAGUUGCGAAGUCCAUGUUGGUCGCUUUGCUGAUGAAAAGACUUCCCAAGGAGACCUUGUCGCAUGUGGAUCUCGCGUCACUGCUGAAAAUCCACGAGCUCUUACAGCUGAUGCGUGAGAGGAUGAAGGGGCAGCCGAAAGAAGGCCUGCGGAACGAUUUGUCCGAGAAGAGCGGCACAGGCUUGACUCGUAAGAGAAAUGGAGAGUAUCAGGUGGACGUCUCUUGGCGCUGCUUCCGGGUCCGCGCGGAUCACAUCGUCUCGUUGGAUCAUGCGACGGAACUGCACUGCGCGCUGGUAGGUCUCCGAGAGGGCGCACAGGCACGGAUCAAGAAGGCUCUGGCCAUGCGCGGCAGGUGCUCCGACCGCGACGCGAACGCCGCGAACGAGGAACCGCCGCUGUUGGAGGAGGAACUGCUGCAGAUGAAGGUGCCCUGGAUGCUGCAAUUCGCUAGCGAUCUCAGGUCAAAGUGGCAGAAUGAGCACGAAGAUGUGCACGAGGAUGAGGAUGAGGAGAAUCCGAAGCUUGGGAAGGACGAUCGUUGGAUGACUCCCUACACGCCCAAGCUUUCCACGGCCUACCAGUUCCGACGCCAGCUGCGUCAACGCCUGGGACUGAAGAAGGAGAUGGCCAGCAGGCAGCACGACAAGACGAUCCAGUCUGAGCUGGCGAAAGAGGAGACAAAAGACUUCCUCCGACUACAAGAGGAGCUGUUUGCAUUCGCCUCCAAAGAACUUCAAGAGCGCCCUGCAAAUGGUGGGACUCUGGAACAGGCACUGCAGACGAUGAACCAUCAGGCCAUUGUGAGAAACCAACUGAUUUGCAAGUAUGAGAGGCUUCAGGAUCGUCAUUGUGAGCUGAAGCACAGCCUUUCGGUGUGCGAGGAGGAAAAAACGCUGCUGCAGCUCGCAAACCAAGAGCUUGCAACGAGGUGCAAGAAUUUCAAACGAAGAGAACAGGAGCGACAAAGAAUUGAAAACUCAGAGAAGAGGAAUGCAGCGGAGAAGAAGAAAGAAAAAGGGGCUGCGCCAUCAGGAGCUGCUCGGCACUUUCUGAAGCGCGAUUGA